Molecule: messenger RNA, 2413 nt
Organism: Anopheles moucheti
Lineage: Eukaryota; Metazoa; Arthropoda; Insecta; Diptera; Culicidae
Gene: Rrp1
Product: recombination repair protein 1
Exons: 5
Coding region: 274-2172 (632 amino acids)
Biological process (GO): base-excision repair
Cellular component (GO): nucleus
Molecular function (GO): phosphoric diester hydrolase activity; endonuclease activity; double-stranded DNA 3'-5' DNA exonuclease activity
Source: RefSeq, a predicted model, not a curated record
AGCUUUGAGCAAAGUGCUUCGAAGUGUGUUUUUUCCAGCUGAGUUAGCUAGGUGUGGUGCCGUGCACUGAACACAUUCCAACCGACUGCACAUAGUAAAACCGCCAAACUAACGAACAUUUCUACGUACUUGGUUCACGAAUAAUCCUCUGUACCAUAACGCAAAAACCAGGAACCAGUUUUCGUUUUGACAACCGGUGUUGUUCGUGAGCCGAUUGUGGAGAAGCAAGAAAUAGCUAAAGUGUUCUAGGAAGUCACACCAACCAAGGAAGCUAUGGAGGAUAAGCAGAAAAAACGUGGACGUCAGCCGAAGGUUGUGAAGGAACCGGUGGUGGUGGUUCGGAUCGAGCAGGAACCCGAUCAAAUGCCCGUCGUGGAACCGUUGAAGGCGAAGGGCGGUAAACGGAAGGUUACCGUUUCCGAAACUGUGGCCACGGAAAAACCCCAACGAAAGGCGAUGGGAAGGAAAACAAAGGCAUCCGCAUCGGAGCAAAGCAAUGGAUUGGAAGCAAAUGAAGCCGUAAAAAGUGACGAACCGGUAAAAAAGAGUCGAUCGACAAGGAAGAAUGUGGCUGUGGAUCAACCCAACGGGGUAUCGGAGGAGCAUAAAACAAAGGCUGCGUCAUCGGAGGAAAGCAAUGGGCUAUUGGAAAAGGCUCCCGUUGUCGAAAAGAACAGACCAGUAAAGAAGAGUCGAUCGACGAAGAAAGAAACGGUUGUGGAACGACCCGAACCUGUCAUCGCACCGGUUAAAGAACAAAAGACGAAAGGAAAGAAAAUUGUUGCUAAUGAUACGAAACAGUCAGAUGAACCGGAAAAGGCUGUGGAAUCUCCAAUGCCUGCUAAGAGAGGAAGAGCUAAAACCAGUGCUGCGAAGGUAGCAAAGGAACCGGAAGACACAGCAAUCCCACCAAAGCCUAAGGGACGAGGCAAAGGCAAAGAUAAAAACGAUACUGAAACUGCAGUCAAAAAGAAGGAGGAAGAUUCAAAAUCUCUAUCUGCUGUUGAAGCAACAACGGCAACAACAACAAAACCAAACGCAAGAGGCAAGAAGAAGGUAGCUGCUGUCGAGGAUGCUUCUCCGGCCGUGGCUCCUACACCUGAAUCACCAGCAAAGACCGUAGAACUACCCAAGCGAGGCAGAACUCGCAAGGCGAUCGUUGUGAGCGAUGCCGAUGGAGAAGCUGAUGGUAGCAGCAAUACUAACAGAAAAGCUUCUGGCGGAGCAACCAAUGGAGACAUUCCGACCGUAACGCAACGGAAGAGGACUAAAGCACUGGUAGACGAUGCCGAGGAAGUGGCGGUACCAUCAAAAGAAAAGAAAGCGAAGGUGGCUACGCCGAAAAUGAACAAAUGUGCCACCGAUUACGGGACCAUCAACUUUGCGCUUGGCGAGCCCAAACCGUGGACGUUAAAAAUCUCCAGCUGGAACGUGGCCGGUUUGCGCGGUUGGGUAGGCAAGGGUGGGCUUGACUAUAUCGAGCACGAGCAGCCGGAUAUACUGUGCGUACAGGAAACGAAAUGUACCGAAGAUCAACUACCGGACGAAGCGCGUCAUAUCAAGGGUUACCAUCCGUACUGGUUGUGCAAGCCGGGUGGUUACGCUGGUGUGGCGAUCUAUUCGAAAAAGAUGCCCAUCCACGUAGUGUACGGGUUGGGCGAUGAGGAGCAGGAUCAGGAUGGUCGGCUACUAACGGCUGAGUACGAGAAGUUCUACCUCGUGUGCGUGUACGUUCCGAAUGCGGGGAAAAAGUUGGUCACCCUACCGAAACGGUUGCGGUGGAAUGAAAAGUUUCACCAGUAUUUGCGCGAUCUGGACGCUAAGAAGCCAGUGAUACUGUGUGGCGAUAUGAACGUUGCGCACGAGGAAAUCGAUCUGGCCAAUCCGAAAACCAACCGUAAGAAUGCUGGCUUCACGCAGGAGGAACGUGACGGAAUGAGUAAUCUGCUUUCGCUUGGCUUUGUCGAUACGUUCCGGAAGCUUUACCCCGACCGGAAGGGUGCGUACACGUUCUGGACGUAUAUGGGAGGAGCGAGAGCGAAAAAUGUAGGCUGGAGGCUGGAUUACUUCAUCACAUCCGAGCGACUGGUGGACAAGGUGACGGAUAAUGUUAUCCGGACGCAGGUAUACGGUAGCGAUCACUGUCCCGUGACGUUGUUCUUAAACAUUUAAGAUAUCCGCAAUUUGGGUGUAUUUAGUUGCUGUUUUACAUUGCAUUUUUCUGUGUCUAAUAAUUUUCUUUUUGUACUUUCGGAUUAUACGUUAAUGCUGAUUGUCCCGUGUAGACUCUUGUUGGUCUACGGUUGUCGUUGGGAACUGUAAUCCUUUUUAAAAGUAUCUAUUUUAACCGAUCAGUAUCACUGCAGGACUUCAGCACUUUCGUGAAGAUAUUUGUUUGGUGUGUGUGCGACAU